ACGCAUCCUUGGGAUAUCUUUGCACGUGCCCCAUCCAGGAAGAAGCUCUGUGAUGUAUGGAUUGUGCAUUUGCACAUUCAAGUCAGACUCUUUAUAAGGCAUAGAUAGAGAUCAGGACUGGGAUGGAAGAGCCAGCACCAGUGGAAGGCCAGACCCAGCUCUCAAGCCCCCACCAGGGCUCACUGAGGAAGGCUGUGGCUGCUGCCUUGGCCCUGGAUGGGGAAUCCACAAUGGGUCGCAGGAAAAAGAAGAAGAAAGAAUCCCGCCCAGAAUCCAUCAUCGUCUACCGCUCAGACAACGAGAAAACGGAUGAGGAGCCUGAGGAGUUGGAAGGUGGAGAGCAGCCUAAAGAGGAGGAGGGAGACGAUUUCCUAGACUAUCCUGUGGAUGAUGGUGUGUGGAACAUGCCUUUCGACAGCCGCUAUGUGACAUUAACUGGGACCAUCACACGUGGGAAGAAAAAGGGUCAGAUGGUGGACAUCCAUGUCACAUUGACAGAGAAGGAGCUGCAGGAACUGACCAGGCCUAAAGAGUUGUCAAGGGAAGCAACAUCAGAAGGAAGAGAGGCCUGCCAAGUGGGAGCUGAUCGUGGGCCUCAUGUGGUCCUCUGGACGCUGGUCUGCCUGCCCGUGGUCUUUGUCCUCUCUUUUGUUGUCUCUUUCUACUAUGGCACUAUCACCUGGUACAACAUCUUUCUUGUGUACAACGAGGAGAGGACCUUCUGGCACAAGAUCUCAUGUUGCCCCUGCCUCAUUCUCUUCUAUCCAGUGCUCAUCAUGGCUGUGGCCUCUGCCCUGGGCCUCUAUGCCGCUGUGGUCCAGCUCUCGUGGUCCUGGGGAGCAUGGUGGCAAGCUGCCCGGGACAUGGAGAAGGGCUUCUGUGGCUGGCUCUGCAGCAAGCUGGGGCUGGAGGACUGUUCCCCCUACAGCAUUGUGGAGCUGCUUGAAUCCGACAAUAUCUCAGCCACUCUCUCCAACAAGGACCCCACCCAGGAAGUAGAAACCUCCACUGUCUAAUCUCCCCAAAACUUACUUCCUUCUCUGCCCCAGUAGCCUAUAUAUGAUCUUAUAAUUCCACCAGAUUCUUUCCUUAAAUUAUCCCCUCCCCACCACAGUUCUUCUGGAAAAUCUUAAGCCCAUACUGAUCUGUCCUGCCAUCUUGAUGGUUCCCCGAGGAGAGCAGGGAACAGAAUAGCAAUUUGUGCUAAACCAGUCCAUCCAAUGGACAAACUAUUCUUGAUUCUCUGCCCUAAAAUGACCAUUUAUCAGGGACAAGGAGCUCCACUGUGUAUCAGUUUAAGAGCCUGAAGAUGUUACUGGUGCCUGGACUCCAGGGGAAUGUGUGACUUAAUGUGACAGGGAGAAUAAGAGGCUCAGGAGUGAUCAAGUCCACCAAGGGUAUGGAGUGAAACAUUUGGGAAGCUGGGCUGCCACAGUGUAGCAGAAAGUAAAGAUUGGUGUGUAUCAUUUAGAGUUAGAUUUAGCUGUAUAUAAUUAAAACCCUAAAAUAUCAGUGGUUUAAACAA
Lemur catta (Ring-tailed lemur) is the source of this 1525-nucleotide messenger RNA. It is a transcript of the gene TMEM169, whose product is annotated as transmembrane protein 169. Bases 123 to 1016 code for a protein of 297 amino acids. NCBI's taxonomy places the organism in Eukaryota, Metazoa, Chordata, Mammalia, Primates, Lemuridae. The record is from RefSeq and is a predicted model, not a curated record. The transcript is spliced from 2 exons.